AUUUUGACAGAUCUAAGAUCUAAAAGUUAAGUAAUUUUUGUGUAAAUACGUUAACUUUUAUAUUUUCAUGUUUUGCUUCUUAAAUACGCCUAAAAAAGUGCAUUUUGUAGUUAAAAACGAAUUAAAAAUAUGAAUCUAGCUCUAAGGCAAGUCCUCACGAGGCAAACUUUUAGAAUAUGCGACAGACUUAGCUAUAAAUGUUUACCAAAACAACUCCCUAUAACCUCAACAAGCCCUGUUAUACAAUUUCGAAACUAUUGCGAUAACAAUGUACAAACGAGGAAAUUGCCACAGCUGAUGGACUUCCCUCCUGUAGUGUGGCCUUCUUUUAUCAAAUUCAUCAAAAACUGGAUGUUCGCGAAUCUGAUUAUCAGACCGUAUUUUGAACCAGAGUUCAGCCUUGCAGAAUUCAUAGAAGCCUCUAAACAUGCAGUACAGGUUGUUUCAGAGGCACUUCAAAAGAGUGACUUUAAGUCCUUGGAGGGCCUGGUGGACAAGGAGGCUAUUGCAGCCUUAAAGACGGCUAUCUCCGAACUGUCCGUCACACAACGGCAGUUGCUGUCUAUUGACAAGGAAGACAUCUUCUAUGCUUUUCCAUAUCAGGUUGGAGUUAUGUUUGAUGAGUCAGACAAGCGCUGGGUAGAAAUCACAAUGUGCUACCAUGUGCUUCGGGGUCUUAAACAGAUGCAGGAGAGUGGUGACUUGCCGCCAGUUUCAUUAGGUAUCCAGCCAGAAUACCAAGACAAAAUCUUCAUCCUAAACUAUAGAUUCAUCAGAGAAUUCACGAAAGGUGUAGAAGAUAGCUGGUGUGUUAACAUAGUGAACCACUUCCAGCCCCAGUCUUUGAUGAGAAAAUAGUCACUUUACGUAAUGUUCUCCUCAACUAAGUCAUGUAAAAAAAUUGGAAUUAAAUGCAGUCAAAGUUU
This is a messenger RNA of Cydia strobilella, 926 nucleotides long. RefSeq lists its product as uncharacterized. Gene Ontology annotation, molecular function: ribosome binding. The transcript is spliced from 4 exons. Bases 130 to 858 code for a protein of 242 amino acids. Gene Ontology annotation, biological process: protein insertion into mitochondrial inner membrane from matrix. Lineage: Eukaryota; Metazoa; Arthropoda; Insecta; Lepidoptera; Tortricidae. Gene Ontology annotation, cellular component: mitochondrial inner membrane. The record is from RefSeq and is a predicted model, not a curated record.